CUCCAUAUUAUCACCCAAAACCCUUCUCAACUCCUCACCGAUUCUCUGAAAUCCGGCGAAAAUUAUCGAUGGCAUUAUCGAAACCUUCCUUCUUGACGCACCUCAAAACCCUAACCGGAUCCCACCAUUUGCUCCGGCACCAUGCACCGGCUCCUCCCGUCGUCGCCCUUCGUUCUCUCUCUUUUGCUACGCCGGAGGAAGCUGCUGCGGAACGACGCCGUCGGAAGCGCCGCCUCCGCAUCGAACCUCCUCUCUCUUCCUCCUCUGCUACUCGCCCUCAAUCGCAGCCUCCUAAACCUCAAUCCCCACAAAACCCUAAUGCCCCCAAACUCCCUGAGCAUAUCUCUGCUCUCUCUGGUAAUCGCCUUAACCUCCACAACCGCAUUCUCACUCUCAUUCGUGAAAAUGAUCUGGAAGAAGCCGCGCUUUUCACCCGCCAUUCCAUUUACUCCAAUUGUCGACCCACGAUCUUCACCGUCAAUGCCGUUCUCAAUGCACAGCUUCGCCAAUCAAAGUACUCCGAUUUGCUUUCACUCGACCGGUUUAUUACACAGGCUGGUGUCGCUCCCAAUAUUAUUACUCACAAUUUGAUUUUUCAGAUGUAUUUGGAUUGUCGUAAGCCGGAUACGGCAAUGGAACACUAUAAGCAGUUGAUCAAUGAUGCGCCUUUCAACCCGUCGCCCACGACUUACAGGAUCUUGAUUAAGGGGUUGGUAGAUAACAACAAAUUGGAGAGGGCAAUGGAGCUGAAAGAGGAAAUGACUGUGAAAGGUUUCGUUUCAGACCCUAUUAUUUAUCAUUAUCUGAUGGUGGGCUGCCUGAAAAAUUCGGAUCCCGAUGGAGUUUUUAAGCUAUUUGAAGAAUUGAAGGAGAAAUUAGGAGGGGCUGUGGAAGAUGGAGUUGUUUAUGGAAGCUUGAUAAAGGGGUACUUUAUAAGAGGAAUGGAGGAGGAAGCAAUGAAAUUUUAUGAGCAGACUGUGGGUGAUAAUUCAGAAGUUAAGAUGAGCGCCAUUGCGUACAAUUCUGUGCUUGAUGCGUUAUGCAAGAAUGGAAAGUUUGAUGAGGCCUUGGUGUUGUUUGAUAGGAUGAUAAAGGAGCACAGUCCGCCCAGGCGUUUGACAUUGAACUUGGGAAGCUUUAAUGUGAUAGUUGAUGGAUACUGCACAGAAGGGAGAUUCAGAGAUGCCGUUGAAAUAUUCGAGAAGAUGGGUGAUUACAGGUGUAGCCCAGAUACUUUAUCAUUCAAUAAUUUGAUCGAACAAUUAUGUAAUAAUGGAAUGUUGGCUGAAGCCGAGGACCUUUACGGAUCGAUGGGUGAUAAGGGAGUCAGCCCUGACGAGUUUACUUAUGGCUUGUUGAUGGAUUAUUGCUUUAAAGGGAACAGGCCAGAUGAUGCAGCUGGAUAUUUUAGAAAAAUAGUAGAAUCCGGACUCAGACCCAAUAUAGUAGUUUAUAAUAGAUUGGUAGAUGAGCUGGUCAAAUUAGGGAAAAUUGAGGAAGCAAAUUCUUACUUUGACAUGAUGGUGAAGAAGAUCAAGAUGGAGGCCUCAAGCUAUCGUUUUAUAAUUAAGGCGUUAAGUGAAUCCGGGAAAGUAGAUGAAAUACUAAAUGUGGUCAAUACUCUUCUGGAUGACGAUGGGAUUGAAUUUACUGAAGAGUUGCAGGAGUUUGUAAGAGGUGAGCUGAGGAAGGAAGACAGAGAAGGGGAUUUAGCUAAAGUUAUGGAAGAGAAAGAAAGAGUGAAAGCUGAAGCGAAGGCGGCAGAGGCACAGAAGAGAAGUGCUAAAGCUGCGGUCUCUUCUUUACUGUCAUCCAAGCUGUUUGGGAACAAGGAAGGUGAGAAGGAAUCUGCAGAGAACGAAAUGCAAUCUGGUCAGGAAGACACUGGUAAGACUGCACUACCGGAAUCUAACCCUUGAAGUUGCACAGAAAGACGUGAGAAAUGAAUUGUGUGAUCCCUUCUUUGUUUUUGUCAACUCUAUUAUUUGUUUUGCUCCAUUACAUGGGAACGUGAUCUGCUUUCCGUUUCUCCUAACCAAUUAGGCAAGAGUUAGAACCUGUUUAGUUUAGUUGUACAUUUUAUCCUGUAUCUGUAACAUUUUUGCUUCUAAUGUUAAUCUAAUCUGUCGGAGCUUCCACUGA
This is a messenger RNA of Cucurbita moschata (crookneck pumpkin), 2142 nucleotides long. RefSeq names its product pentatricopeptide repeat-containing protein At3g49240, mitochondrial-like. Gene Ontology annotation, cellular component: chloroplast. The transcript has a single exon. The record is from RefSeq and is a predicted model, not a curated record. Bases 69 to 1919 code for a protein of 616 amino acids. Gene Ontology annotation, molecular function: protein binding. Lineage: Eukaryota; Viridiplantae; Streptophyta; Magnoliopsida; Cucurbitales; Cucurbitaceae.